Messenger RNA from Xyrauchen texanus (razorback sucker), 5637 nucleotides. RefSeq names its product PHD finger protein 3-like. Bases 183 to 5075 code for a protein of 1630 amino acids. Lineage: Eukaryota; Metazoa; Chordata; Actinopteri; Cypriniformes; Catostomidae. The record is from RefSeq and is a predicted model, not a curated record. The transcript has 16 exons. Gene Ontology annotation, cellular component: nucleus. Gene Ontology annotation, biological process: DNA-templated transcription.
AGGAAGUACUCCUUGUGUGUGUGUCCCACCGCAGAUCCAAAACGGAAAAGGCUGUGAACUUAACGACUUCACUCCGUAUGGCGUCCUACCACCGUAACUGAUCAUACAACCCGUUCUCCCACUAUGUGCAGGCUCUUCGAUCACAGUGACACACACGAGCAAACAGUACAGUGCAUGCAUUCAUGGAUAUAGUUGGUGGUCCAUUCAACCAUCUGGUUCCCAGUGACCAGUUGGAUGAUUCCUUGCUGCUCGGACAAAAUCUGGAAUGUGAAGCAAGUGAUGAGUUUGAUCCGGGUAGCAGUCAACCAGAAGAUUCACUGAAGAACAUGCUCAGUGAUAAAGAUCCCAUGUUUGGAUCUGCCAGCGACCAGUUUCAUCUUUUAGAAAAUGAAGAUGUCAAUUUCAAGCUUGGAAGCUCAGCUGAUGCAGACCAUGACAUAACAACAGGUGUUAAUCAGAGUCCAUCUGAUGAAGAAAAUGGUCAGCCCAGUUUCUCACAGGGAAGAAGACAUGCAAGUCAUCCACAGAGGAGACAAACAGCAAGCCGGGGUAGAGUCAAAGGUGCACCAGGCAGGCGUCCAGGACCUGCACGAAGAACAGCAGGCAGGAACGACCAAGAGGCAACAUCUAGUGGAAACUCGAAUGAAGAAACAAGUUUAAAAAAAAGAGAAGCCCUACUUAGUCGUCGAUUUGGAAUCCAUGAGGUUGAUUCAUCGAUGAACCCAGUAGUUGUGUUACGCCGAUUAACUGUCACUGUGGGAGGCUAUAAAAUUGAACUGCUCCCUGGACCAUCUCAUUCAUUUGGAUCAUUUAGCACAAGCGCCCUUCAAUCCAUGGGCUUCCAGGAUGACUCUUUGCCUGCUGAUGGUAUCGGACUAGAUUUGGGACAAAACCAGGACAGUAACACACAAGAGGUUGAUAAUUCCACACAAGAUGUUGUGGGGGAAGUGAUUGUUGGCCAGCCCGGUAGCGACGACAUGCCGAUGGAUUUUGGACCGUAUGUGAACCCAAAUGAUGUGCAAGAUGCCAAGAGCACAAUGCCAUUCAAGCCCAGCAUGGAAAAUGCCACACCAGCAGACACCAAAUCGAAUGACCAAAUCAAGACACCGAAGCCUAGCAUGCACAAAUCUCAGAACAAAAACGGCACAGCAGUUCAGCCAGUGGUCAAAAAGAUUUUGAAACACAAACCAACUCUCUCUGCAGUAAAAAACAAGCAUUCUCAACUUGGCAGGCCAGGUCUCUUACAGAAGGUAUCCAAACAAAACAAAGACAAGAAAAUCCAUGUGAACCGACCAGAGAAAGUUCAAAGACACAAAGGGAAACCUGCUAACUUGAGCUUGAAACGCCCAGGAGGGCCUCUAUCUCCUGAAUCACCCUCAAAAAUACAGAAGACUCAAGAUGGACAUCCUGUGCAACAAAAUGUUAGCCCGUCUGUCCCUGCAUCCGCAACUGUUGGUAGAAAGCCAUCCUCUGAUUCUGGCCCUGGGGUCAAGUCAGUCCUAAAUAAAUCUCCUCACCAUCCGAAAAAGCCACAGAAUCCUCCCACCCCAGUAAACAAAACAAACCCACCGUUGACAAACAGCCAAGGCGAUGAGGAGCAGGAGAAGAUGAUCAAGAAGCCAGAAAAAAUCCAGCAGAGGCACAAGAGUAGAAAUUCUCGGAGUAUCUCAAUAGAGGAACCACCACUGUUUAUCCCAGAUAAUGCCCCUGUGGUGAAGAAGGAAGCUGAGGGUGACCACCCUCCUCCUCCUGAAAGUGAGACCGUGUGGGAUCCCAACAAGCACUGCAGAUUGUGCAAGAAACCACACAACAACAGGUUCAUGGUGGGCUGUGGGCGCUGUGAUGACUGGUUUCAUGGAGACUGUGUGGGCCUGGAUCUGGCUAAAGUUCAACAGAUGGAAAAGGAGGACCAAGAGUACGUGUGUUUGAAGUGCUGUGCUGAAGAGGACGGGAAACCUGGUGGGCAGGCCACAGAGCAGUCAGAUGAUAAGUUAUCAUGUAAACAAAAACAGAGACCCCAGCAGUCACUCACUGCAGGUGGAAUACGACCCUUCAGAAAAGACAUGGGAGAAAGACGACUGUCAGAAGAUUCUGUGCCAAGAAGUGGACCAAAUGUGAAGCAUGAAACGAAGAAAGUUAAAGUUUUUCAUGUGAGCUCAAAAAAGCCGUCUACUGGACAAAUCAGGCGGAAUGUUAGAGACUCACUGGAAGAUAUUCUUCUGAAACGACUGAAGGAAUCCGAUAUGAAGAUUUCAUUGGACAAGCCUGCUGAGUUGGCCAGAAAGAUGGAGAAAGAGCUAUUUGCUCUCUUUCAGGGUGUUGACAGCAAAUACAAAAACAAAUACAGAAGUUUGACUUUCAACCUGAGAGAUGCAAAAAAUAAUGUGUUAUUCAAGCGUGUACUCAUGGGGGAAGUUUCCCCUGCUGAUUUGGUUCGUAUGACUGCAGAAGAGCUGGCCUCAAAGGAACUGGCUGCUUGGAGACAAAGAGAAAAUCGACAUACAAUUGAAAUGAUUGAGAAAGGAGAGAGAGAGGCAGAAAGACGCCCUAUCACUAAAAUCACCCACAAAGGAGAAAUUGAAAUUGAGAAUCAGGAGCCUACCAAAGCUCCAGAGGCCAUUGAAGUUGAGCCAGAGCCUGUGCCGAAAGCAGUGAUCGUGCCUGAGGAGAAACUCCUUGAGGCUAAAGCAGAUAGUCCCAAGAAAUCUGUAGAUACCACCAGUCUGCACAAGUCUCAUCUUUUUGACCUCAGCUGCAAAAUUUGCACAGGUCGUAUGGCCCCACCUUCAGAGGAAGCCUCUACAAAGGUAAUGAAAGUGGCUACAACAGUCAUGAGGAGGCAGUCAAGUGCUGCUGAGGAACAUCCAUCUUCUACAACUACACCGACAUCAGCACUGAUGGAUGAUCUGUCUUUAAGAGCCAUGGAGGAAGGUCUCCUCAAUUUUUUGCCUGAAUCCAGGUCAGAUAGUCUGAGUAGCAAGGAAGAUACAUCUACUUUCCUCAGCAACUUGGAGAAAUUGUGGGGUGGCUUUGUUGAUAUGCUUGCUGUGGCUAGGUUUUUAACAAAAGCUUAUCCUGUCUCUGGAAUUCUGGACCACCUAAUACAGGAUUUGCCGGACAACAUCCAAGUAGGUGGACGGAUUUCCCCUCAAAUAGUCUGGGACUAUGUUGAGAAAAUUCGUGCUUCUGGGACAAAGGAAAUUUGUAUAAUUCGUUUUGACCCUGAAACAGAAGAAGAUGAGAUCUCAUACACUUUGCUAUAUGCCUAUUUUAGUAGCCGUAGAAGAUAUGGCGUUGUUGCCAACAACCGUAAACAGGUUAAAGACAUGUAUCUCAUUCCACUUGGCUCCACGGAAAAAAUUCCCCACCAGAUUGUUCCGUUUGAUGGCCCAGGACUGGAGACCAACCGUCCAAAUCUUCUUCUUGGAUUGAUCAUUCGCCAGAGACCUAAAAGGGACUUUGGAGUAAUCCUUCCUAGUGAAGUUAGUGAAGCUCCAAGUUUCUUGGUAGAAAGCAAACCUCAGGUUAACUACAAGCAGAAGGCUUCUAUGGCACAAGAUGUGGACCGAAGUUUUAUAAAUGUUCUGGGGUCCACACAUAAAGACCCUGAAGAUCUGAUUAAGACAGUUGUUGAUGAACCGAUAAUGGAUACGGAGACCGAUGAGAAUGUUUCUUUGCGUUUUCUUCCUGGUGUGCUGAAGCUGCCUGGAAACACCACAUCCACCUCAAGCGACAAUGUAAAGAGUGUCUCUACCACACCAGUGCCCAAGACUUCAACUGUUGAUGGUGGAAGUCAAGCAGGAAUCCAUCCUAAAAAUGCAAGCAGUGCUCCUCGACUUGACCGCUUUAUUAUCAGGAAAAAAGACCACAAAACCAUCAAAACGGAAGACGCACCAUCCAACUCCAAUCUAGAGACAAGCUCAGAAGUGACUGAAAAAGAAAGCAGCCCCCAGACUGGCGUUGUACUUUCUCUUAGUGACAAACCGCCAGAUGUAUCAACUGAGAGUUUCCUAUCAUCUCUCCCAACGGCCAAACCCAAAGAGGAGUCAAGCAACACUAAUGUAAAGAGUUGCACAGCUGCACCAUCUAGUCAAGAAACAAAUGAAACCACUGUGUCAAAUGCGUCAAAAUAUUCUGUUAACAACAGUUCAAACUCUGUCCCCACUGAAAUUGUUUCGAGUCCCACCAAGACUUUAAAGACACCUCCCCCUGGUAUUUUAAAGAAAGGGUCUUUAUCAUCUGAUCUUACUGAUUUGAAACCGCAACAGUCAGUCAGUAAUUCAGAAACAUCUCAGCAGAAUGUUAAUCUGCAACCACCUUCUCAACUCUCCCAAGAGUGCAAAGCCGUCGAGGACAUCCAGCCCAUCACCACCAUCUCAUCUACAGGCAAAAAUGAAGGUCUCAAGCAGUCCAGGUCCUCUUCUUUCAACCCCAAGUUUUACAAUCCACCAAGCCAAGGUCCUCCACCACCUGUUUUUCCAUCUUACCUCACUGUUGCACCUGAACACCAAUACCACCCUGUGCCGGUACACAAUUACCCUCCCCCUGCAAAUCCUGCCCCUUUCAUACCUCUUCUGUCGCCUCCACCUUUCCCAUUUCCUCCUGGCCCCCCUCCACAAGUUUUUUCUCAAUCUAAUCCUCAAAGUCACAUGGUUGCUCCACCUUGGCCUCAAACCAUACCUCCUCCAAUGCUACCUGGACCUCCAAUGAUGUAUGAGAACCAAAGGGUGCCUGAGCCCAGUUUGCCGAUCCCUUCACCCUCAAGCAAAGAUGAGAAGGGUUCUGACAAGUCGUCCAGACACUCGGAGGACACCUACAAGAAGGACGACCGAGACCACUAUGACCGACACCAUCACAAAAGCAAGCACUAUGACAAGGAUCGAGAAAAACACAGGGACAGGAGUCACAGUCACAAAGACCACCACUCGAAAGAUGACCGGCAUGAGAGGCCGAGAGAGCGGCAUCACAGCAGCAGCAGCAGCAGCAGCAGCAGUCAUCACAGGGACCGAGAUAAAUACAGACGGGACUCUGAUUACGAAAAACAUCGGAGGGACUCUAGAGACAGGCGUUUGUGAUCUUGAUACUCAAAACCACAUCUGCUUCUUGCUUUUGAACCAGUCCAUGUUCUUUAAAACUCUGUAACACAGUAGAUGAAAGAUAUUUAUACAGGUGCAAAAUGAGUUUUAUAUUAUGAACAGCUGUUAGUACAAGAUUUUUAGUAUGUUUGUUGUUUUAAACAUAGAGUAUAUUUGUUGGUUUUAAAUGUAAUUUUUUCACCACAGUCUUUCAGAGACUAACCAUGUCUUCACAAGGAGCUUGUCAAAAGCAGUUACAAGAUUUGGAAAUGAUACUACAGUUACACGCAUAGUGCCAUGAGAAAAACAUCUCAUGGAUCAUGACAAUGGCUUCUUUUGCUUCACCAUUUUGUUCCAUUUUAAUUUUUCUAAAUUGGCUCAAGUAUUUUCUAUGUUUCAGGUGACAAAUAUUUCUUUGUACAUAUUGGCUUGUCACACUAAAGAAUUGUGCAUAUUCAGCACAAUGUGUUCAUGUACAGUUCAUAAUAAAAUGUUUUUAUGGUUAGUGAAGAGGCUGAAAUGAAAAUCUUUGUUCCUUAAAGAGGCCCAUUUUUUUAUUGAA